This is a messenger RNA of Ramularia collo-cygni, 1509 nucleotides long. Its product is annotated as related to alpha-amylase. The record is from RefSeq and is a predicted model, not a curated record. Gene Ontology annotation, molecular function: calcium ion binding; hydrolase activity, hydrolyzing O-glycosyl compounds. Bases 1 to 1509 code for a protein of 502 amino acids. Gene Ontology annotation, biological process: carbohydrate metabolic process. The transcript has 4 exons. Lineage: Eukaryota; Fungi; Ascomycota; Dothideomycetes; Mycosphaerellales; Mycosphaerellaceae.
AUGCCGGAAAACGCCACACUUUUGCAAGGCUUUGAAUGGAAUUGUCCAGCCGACGGCAAACAUUGGCAGCGUCUUCUCGAAGCUCUGCCAAAUCUCAAAGCAUGUGGCAUUGACAACAUCUGGCUUCCUCCGGCUUGUAAAGGCAGUAGUCCUGAAGGAAAUGGUUACGACAUCUACGACCUCUACGACCUCGGAGAAUUUGACCAAAAAGGCGGCGUUCGAACCAAAUGGGGAACGAAAGAUGAACUCCUUGCUCUAUCCUCCAAAGCCAAAGAGCUUGGCAUUGGCCUAUACUGGGAUGCAGUAUUGAACCACAAAGCCGGAGCUGACAAGAAGGAGAAGGCCCAUGCAGUGGAAUGCGACGAGAAUAAUAGGAACAAGGAGGUCUCCGAGUCGUACGAGAUUUCUGCUUGGUUAGGCUUCGACUUUCCCGGUCGAGGAGACAAGUACAGCGCGCAAAAGUAUCAUUGGUAUCAUUUUUCGGGUACAGACUAUAAUGCCGCGAACGAGAAGAAGGCGAUAUACAGGUUGAAGGGCGAGGGAAAGUCGUGGAGCACGAGUGUGGACGACGAGCAAGGAAACGCCGACUACAUGAUGUUCUCUGAUGUAGACUACAGCCAUCCAGAAGUACAAGAAGAUGUGAAGAAUUGGGGAUCGUGGGUCACAAAGGAGGUCGGUCUAAAGGGGUUCCGACUGGACGCCGUGCAACACUUUUCGCAACGCUUCACGAAUGAAUGGGUAGAACACGUUCGACAAGAGUGCGGCGACGACAUCUUCAUGGUAGGCGAGUUUUGGACGAACGACACCGAGGCAAUGUCAAAAUGGCUGGAUGAGAUGCACCGGAAAUUCUCCUUGUUCGAUGCCCCGCUGCUCUACAACUUCUCCCGCUUGAGCACGASCGAGGACGCGGAUCUCAGGACUGUCUUUGACAACACACUAGUCAAGCGCGACCCAUUGAACGCUGUGACAGUCGUAAUGAACCACGACACCCAACCAGGGCAGACAAUGGAAACGAAGAUAGAAGGUUUCUUCAAACCCCUCGCAUACGCGACGAUCCUCCUUCAAGACGCCGGCUACCCAUGUCUCUUCUACGGCGACCUCUACGGCAUCAAAGGUGACGCCCCCGAACCACCAGCAGCAGGGAACAAAAUCCCCGACAUGACUCUCGCCCGUAAACUAUACGCCUACGGCCAGCAAGACGAAUACCUCGACAAAGCCAACUGUGUCGGUUUCGUCCGCAGAGGAACGCCCGAGCAUCCCAGUGGAUUGGCUUGUAUCAUGUCUAAUGCGGGACCCGAUGAGAUCCGAAUGGCUGUCGGGGAGAUGCAUGCGGGACAAGUCUGGACUGAUGUAUUGGGUUGGGAACAAGGAGAGGUCGUUAUUGAUGAUGAAGGGUAUGGGGUUUUCAAGACUCCGGGUGUGAGUGUUGCGAUUUGGGUGAAUAGGGAUGCUGAGGGACGGGAGCGAUUCCCUGUUAAUUUCGAUAAUGAUAUCUAUAAGGARGGUUAG